AUGCAAGCAAAGCAAGACGGUCAGGCUGAUGUGUUAACUCAAUUUAUGACUGAAACGAGAUCAUCAAUUCGGAGCUUGGAAACUCAGAUUGGACAAUUGGCUACGCUUAUGGAAAACCGAGCUCAAGGGAACUUGCCAAGCACUACUGAGGUGAAUCCAAAGGGGAAUCCUAAUGAACAGUGUCAGGCGAUUACUUUGAGGAGUGGAACAGUAUAUGAGGGAACAAGUGUGGAAAAGAGAAUCGAGCAGAAACAAGAUCAACAGGGACCCAAUGUUGAGGACAAGAAGACUUAUGAAGAGAAGGUUAAUGAGAUUCCACUAGCAAGAGAAGUGGUACCUCCGGUGUCUAUAGAUCAUCACAGAAAAAUUCCAUAUCCACAGAGACUCCAAAAGAACUGUCUUGACAAACAGUUGGCAAAGUUCUUAGAGGUAUUCAAGAGGCUGCAUAUCAACAUACCCUUUGCGGAAGCAUUAGAACAGAUGCCAAGUUAA
This is a messenger RNA of Humulus lupulus (European hop), 492 nucleotides long. RefSeq lists its product as uncharacterized. The record is from RefSeq and is a predicted model, not a curated record. The transcript has a single exon. NCBI's taxonomy places the organism in Eukaryota, Viridiplantae, Streptophyta, Magnoliopsida, Rosales, Cannabaceae. Bases 1 to 492 code for a protein of 163 amino acids.